Molecule: messenger RNA, 1236 nt
Organism: Opisthocomus hoazin
Lineage: Eukaryota; Metazoa; Chordata; Aves; Opisthocomiformes; Opisthocomidae
Source: RefSeq, a predicted model, not a curated record
AUGGCCCAGAUCCUGCUUCUGCUGAAGCGAAUGGGAGUUCUGCCACUGAAUUCAGCCGAAACAGCAUCAGCCCCGCUGCUCAUAAAACUUCCCAGCAAAUUCGCCUUCAGCCAUCCAUUCAAAAACUCGGUCUCAGAAGCUGCCAGCAGCAGCCCUCGGCAGCAACCGAACCGUACCGGGAUUCCCCUCCGCAAACAGCGUCGACACCAAGCAGCGCCGGCGUUUCCGUACAGCCGCAAGGACGUGACAGCAGCAGCUUCUGCUAACGAUUCAAGGAGACAUGUCAUCAUCUCCCCUCGCCUCCCUGUCCGCCGGGACAGCUCCAUAGACGUCUCGGAUACCUGUGAAGACAGGCAGACCGACAGACGAACGGACAGACCGACCGACCUCCCCCGCUUGGCUCGGGCUGGUCCCAGCAGCCGAACGCCGUUCUGCCUCGCCACUGACUCGUUGGGCAACGCGGGCACGUCACUUAACCCGUCUCGGUUACCCCAUACGGGCUUAAUUAUACCCACUUAUCGCCAAAUCCAUGAAAGGCACGGCAACACUGUUCUACAAAUCCAAGAAGAGCACACCAACACGUUGCGUGAGCUCGGGGAGAGGGUUGCUGAGUUUGAAAGCUACAAGAAGAGAACAGCUGAAGAAAUAAGCAGCCUUACACUGGAGAACGCCUCUCUGAGAGAAGCUGCCAGCCCAAAAAAAAUAGGUCAAGAGAAUCUACAGCUGCUUCAGGAAGCAGAAUACACUAAAAAUAAAGUGGAAGAAGAAUGCGCAAGGAAGAUCAUAAAUGAAGAUGUGACCUCCAGCUUAGAAGAAGAGGUGGAGACCUAGCGGAAUCUGUAUGAAGACUUGAAUAACAAAACCAAGCCGUUUCAGCAACAACUAGAUGCACUUGAAGCAGAGAAGAAUGCGCUCUCACCUGAGCAUGGUGCUGCCCAAGAAGAACUGAAAAAACUAAGUGAUGCGUACGCUAAACUCCUUGGCCACCAGAACCAGAAGCAAAAAACUAAGCAUGUAAUGAAGUUGAAGAAAGAGAAUGCCCACCUAAAGCAGGAUGUCUCAAAACUGCGUGUGUUGCUAGCGAAAGAAAAGCAAACCAACAGAGAUCUCCAGGAGCAACUGAACGCAGUCCAGGGCAUUCAGCGUUGUGAUCCUUCCAGAGCUUUCCAGCACAGCAGCAAGGAAAACUUUCCUCCAAAAACUCCUUGGAAAGAACGUGAUAAGAACAAAAUUUAA